CAGAGGAUGUAGGGGGCGAGGCCAGACUGGACUGUAUAAGGGCUGUGAGAGGCAGAGAGCAGAAAUCCAAACCUCCCAAACACACCUGCAGUCCACCACUACCACACAGACUCUUUUCCUCCAGCUGCUUGGCCAGACCAGUUUAGCUGAUACAAUGGCAGAUGGAAGCUUCCAAAAGGAGUUCCUCACCACGCACAACACCUACCGGCAGAUGCACCAGAGCCCCCCGCUGACCCUGAGCAAAGACCUCAACGAGUCAGCCCAGAGUUGGGCCAAUCACCUGCUGGACAUUGGGAGUUUGAAACAUAGAGGCAACGGAGAGAACAUAUACUGCAUGUCCAGCUCCGCACCGAUCAACCUGACAGGGAAGGAGGCUGUUGAAAGCUGGUACGGCGAGGUGAAGGAUUAUGAAUACAACAGCCCAGGGUACAAAGACACCACAGGCCACUUCACCCAGGUGGUGUGGAAGGAGACUACGGAGGUGGGCGUGGGUCUGGCUACAGACGGCAAGAGGGUGUUUGUGGUGGCUCAAUACAGACCUGUUGGUAACAUGAAGGGCACUGAAAACUUUCAAAGAAACGUACUUCCACAAGUGUAAAGGAUGUGCAAUUUGCAGCUGGUGGGGGAGGCUCCAGCGGAACAGACAGCAAUGGAGGAAAAAAAGACUGCACACUGCUGUAAACCCCCGCAAGGAGAAAAAGGCCUGUAUUAGAACCAUGCUGUAGAACCCAGACAUUAAAGACCUGUAUUGGGAUUAUGCUGUAGAACCCUGACAUUAAAGACCUGUAUUGGGAUCAUUUUGUAGAACCCAGACAUUAAAGACCGGAAUUGAGAUCAUGCUGUGGGCCCUGACAAUUAAAAAUGAAACAGUUUACAUGCAAUAAAGAAUACUGCAUAAAUAA
This is a messenger RNA of Gadus macrocephalus (Pacific cod), 902 nucleotides long. RefSeq names its product Golgi-associated plant pathogenesis-related protein 1-like. Bases 155 to 598 code for a protein of 147 amino acids. Gene Ontology annotation, cellular component: extracellular region. NCBI's taxonomy places the organism in Eukaryota, Metazoa, Chordata, Actinopteri, Gadiformes, Gadidae. The transcript is spliced from 6 exons. The record is from RefSeq and is a predicted model, not a curated record.